AUGGGCUGCACACCAUCUCGCAGUGACUUUGCUAACAGCAUUGCAAGAAGUGGACUUAAGGCUUUGAAUAAACCCAAAGGAAUUUUGCGUGUUGAUCCAGGAGACAAGGGAAUUCCACUGCUAGUUAAGAGUUCGUCUUGUUAUACUAUUGAUGAGUUUGGCCAGUAUGAGAUUCAGAGGAAAGACAGCCCAAGAGAAAAUGAGGAGCAAGUAUCAGAUCAAGACAAAAAUGAUAAUUUCCAAUCAUCUUCCAAGGCUCAUUCAGAUGCUCAGAUUGCCAGGGACAAAAAGAAAAUUGACAGGACAGCCACAGAUGCUGAAGCAGCUAUGUCCGAGCUUAUUGAGUCCCAAAAACACGUUACUGAGGAUAUACACAUCAGAAAGCAAAGCUCCUGUGAAUCAGAAGCAUCAGCCUUUAUUUGGGAUGACAAGAAUGAAAGCAAUAGAAAGAAAAUCCCAAAGAAAGCAAAAAAGCAAAAAAGCCACAAACUGGCAAAGCAAGGUCGAGCUGGCAAAAUUAAAGAAAAGUCCACCUUGCCUCAGUGUGAGGCAGAAGAAAAGGUAGAUUUCCCAGAAGUGCUUGUUAAGGCUCAUCAGAGUGCUUAUGCCUACUUAAAUCCCAACCUCUCCAAAUAUGAAGCUAUCCUUCAUAUGGCCAACCAGGCUACUCAAACCCAGCUCCUCUUGCAGCAGAUGGUAAGCUUCCUGGUGCUUCGCUUUGAUGAAAUCAACCAGCUCUUGGAAGAAAUUGCUAAUGAUGGGGAAAAUCUUCUCAAAAACGUGGGUGGGAAUCUGGCAUGGCCAGCAAAAAAAGAUUUGAAGGAGCACCCUGAUCUGCUGCAGCAGUUACUGCAGUACACAGUCAACAGAAUGCAGCUGCUCAACAGCACGGUGUCUUCCCUCACCUCCGAUGCCCUGCAGGAGACAUGCAACUACCUGCAGUCUGCUGCGAGCAACCUGGAAGGAAAACUGAAAGCAAAGCAAGGUUUUGAUGAGCGCCUGUUACAAACGAUAAGUCUGCUCGAAGCCUCUACAGUGGGAUCCUCUCCGUCUCACAGCGAGGACAGAACGCUCUAUUCUGAGGACAGUGGCAUUGGAGCAGACAAUGAGUCUAUCAAAGACUUCAGUGCUCUCGGUCAGCUUGGAAAACAAGCAAGCUGCGAUUCCUGUGCACGUGGCCAUCUAUUCCAWAAGCACACCAGAUCCGUGGGGCACACUCGUGGUGGGACAGCAUCACCAAGCACAGCCACCUCCCAUGACAGUUGUGCAGUUGAAAGGCAUUUUAAGGAUAUAGUUUACUCAUCUGCUCAGAAUAGAGAAGUGGUUUCUUCUGCCAUGCCCCAACAUGCAAGACUGUGCAAAAGCCAGUCUUAUAACUCAAUUCAGUCUGAUUCUACCCAAGAAAGUGAACAUUUCAAAAUCUGUGAAUCCACAGAUUUUGCCUCCGAUGAUGAUGAAGGGAGCACCUUGGGGGAGGAUGAUGACAGCACAAGUUUAUCAGAAAUGGGGAAGGAUAUUCUGCCAAGAAGGCCUCUGUCAUCACCUGCAGUAACUGAUAAUACACAGAGGCAAUCAAAGAGGACAGAGAAUGCAGAGACRGAGGAAAUGAUCCUUAAGAUGAAGUAUGCCAUCAGUGAAAAAAUCAAGUUUGUCCCAGCUAAACCUGGACGUAAGGAGUGGAUAGAGGAYGACAGUGGAAAAACAGUCCUAAGAGCAAGGCCCAGCACAGCAACAGGUAGCCAGAAAUCCUUAGCGAAACARCUUCGGUCCAGGUCAGAGGAGUCUCUCAGAAGCCAGGCAGAGGAUCCAACCCUUCUAGAACUUCAAAGAACUCAGAAAGAGCUCAAYAAGAGACUGGAAAUGUUUUACAGAAACAAGGGCACAGACAGCAACCAAGAGCCUUGGAAAUCAAGAAUAGCACCUUGUUUACAGGAUGAGCGUGUUACAUCUAGAUCCUCUAACAAACUGAAGGCUUGUCUCUCAAAAAAUUUCAGCAUACUGCCUAGCCAAGAUAAAGUUCCUUUAUAUAUGGUUGAUCAAAGUCCUGUUAAUCAUCUGGAUGAAAGAAGAGGCAGGAAGCCCUUAGGAUCUGCUGUGUCCCCACAGGAAUCAUCAGGCAGCAAAGACACUGAGCCUCCUAGAACACAAGUCCAGAACAGCACUAGCUGUGCCUCCCGCAAGUCUGUCAAAAAGCUUAUUGAAACAUUCAGUCCUACAGAUGAUCUUGUAAAGGUCACACCGCUAAGAUCUUUAGGACCAAUAAAGUGCGUCAGAAAUUUUGGACUUCCAGGUAUCCCACCCACCCUUCCCUUUCAGAAAGGCCUGGCACCUUUAAAUCUUAAGAAUCGUAUUUCACCAGUAGAAGAUGUAAAUCAUCAAAACACCGAUGCAGGUUCUUCAAACUUUCCCCCUGUACCAGCUACAGAAUUAAGCACGAAGGACACAAAGGAGGAGACUGAUGAAGACAUUGAAAACCUGCCACCACCACCUCCUGAAAUGUUAAUGAACACUUCUUUUGGCCUAUCUGAGUCUGAAGAAACUGCCAGAAUAGAUGGAAACUCUUCAGAAAAUGUCAAGAAACCCAGCAAAACAGAACUUCACRCUACCAGGAAAGCACACAUUUCCCCCAAAAUCAAAGCUUCUCUCCAGUCCAUUGACUUAUUACCAAGUAAAAAUAUCAACAGUCCCAACGCAAUUGCUAAUAAAGUUGCCAGGAAUACUGGAGUGGAUGAGAAAUUUCGGAAAUAUUCCCUGGAGCUCAAUCCUACCAAUGUGCACAUCCCUAGCCAGGAAGAGAUCCUGGCAACUCAAAGAAAGGAGGCUGCAGAUUUAUAUAAGCAAACCCAUAAAAUUAUUCCUCUUCAAGAUCCCAGCGAUGGUUCAAAAACACGUGGUAAUAUCUCAGAGAGCAAAGAGCCGAGUUCACUUGCGACCUCAGCCCCGUGCCAGAAGCAUGGAUCCCCCGAUGCACUGAGGAAGCACGAGAGAGGGUCAGCUUUCAUCAGGAGAGUCUCCCCAACGAGGACUCCUUCUCCGCCAGCGGAGAGGCGGCUCUUCAGCCCACCUGCCCCUCACAGAAACKCUCCACAGGCAUUUGGCAGCUCCCAGCCAGGCUCCCCCACCAUGCCGAGGAAUCCCAGCCCCACCGGCAGCCUCCGGGUGCCCAGCCCUCCRGCACAGAAGCAGCUCUCCUCUCCGCCGGCCCCACGGAAAGCGUUCAGCCCACCCGUGGGGCGCCAGCCCAGCCCCAUGGCUCCACACAAGCUGCUGGGGUCCCCAGGUGGCCGCAGAGAUGYGAGCCCACCUCCGUUCCUAGUCACUCCUUCCCCACCAACCUCGCCAUCUCGGACCCGUAAGGGACUCAAAGCCGCGCUGGAUACCGGCGACGAGCAGCCACCCUUCCCCUCAAGGAGAGGGAGCAACAUCCGUUCAAUAUUCUGCCCUGCGACUUCCUCCCUGUUUGAAGCCAGGCCUCCAGCGCCUCUUGGCAAGCCCACGGCAGAGGUGCCGGGCCAGCCAGAAGCGGCCCCGUUUCCCCAGCGGAGCGGGGUGCUCCCCAGGGCCAGGAAGCUGUCCCAGAGCGCUGCCAACCCGCAGCCCUUCGUCAGGAGGAGUUUCUCCGACCGCCGCCCAGGGGUGCAGUUCCGUGUUCCUGCUCCAGUGUCAGCCGGCAGCGAGCCCGCGCUCAGCCRGGCAAGCUUGGAGGAGAGCCCCAGGAAGGGAAGUGACUCCUGGAGCAGCCCUUGCACCUCCGAAAUCAGAGAGUCCAGCAGGUCAGCUUCUCACCCCGACCUCUACGUYGUGGGCCAGCGGCUGCAGAGGGAGUGA
This is a messenger RNA of Nothoprocta perdicaria, 3828 nucleotides long. RefSeq names its product photoreceptor cilium actin regulator (gene PCARE). Gene Ontology annotation, cellular component: photoreceptor inner segment; photoreceptor outer segment. The record is from RefSeq and is a predicted model, not a curated record. Bases 1 to 3828 code for a protein of 1275 amino acids. Gene Ontology annotation, biological process: photoreceptor cell outer segment organization; protein localization to photoreceptor outer segment. NCBI's taxonomy places the organism in Eukaryota, Metazoa, Chordata, Aves, Tinamiformes, Tinamidae. The transcript has 2 exons.